AUGUCUUAUCUCAUUGAAAUUUUUUUGUCUGAAAUUCCUUGGAUUUCUCGAAAUCUCUCUGAAAUUUCGUAUAAUGUUCCUGGAUUUCGAGAAGUUUUAAGCUCUCAAAAUCGAUAUUGUUUCUAUUUCGAAUUGUUUUUACUAUUCCCAUCCAUAUUUUUUCUAUCAAUUUAUGCUUGGUUGAUAACAAUAAUUACGGUUUUUCAUAAGAAUGUGACAAUUUUGCUGAUUUGGGCAUUUGUUUGGUAUUUGGUCGGAUCGUUUGCGCGAAUAUUUAUUUUGACUGUUCAGUUGAAUAUUAUUGAAGGUUUGAACAUUUACUUGUCUAACCGCCUUUAAAAAUAACUAGAUUUUCCCUUAUUUUCAAAAUCUUAUAAUAUUUUUAUGUUUAUAGAUGAAUUCCCAAUUAUCAUGUUUUUGGCAAAUUUUGUUAGAAUUGAAUUUUAUAUGAAUUCCGCGUUGACAAUUCCAAUGGUAGUCAUAGAACGGUAGAAAAAACAUUAUUUGUUUAAAAAAAUAAAACAUUCAAAAAUUUGCAGAUUUCUUGCAACUCACUUUGUCUCAGAUUAUGAGAAAAAUCAUCGAUUAUGGAUCAGUUUUUUAUUUAUUCCUGCAUUUUUCAUAUUUUCACAAUUUCCGACUUGUUGUCUAUUCUUCAAAAAAGUUACUAUUAUUUAUGUGGCCUUUGGAAUAUUUAUUUCCUGCGGAUUUUUAGGAUCUUUCUUCAUUUUGUAUUUGGUAAAUCUAAAAAAAUUAGAGAAAAUAAAAAGGAAUUCGAGCGAGUAUACUUUGAGUAAAAAAUAUCAAAUUGAAGAGAAUUUGAAGAUUAUGUGGGUUAGUUUCAUUCAGACUAGAUUUUGAGAUAAUUAGAAAUAUUUUGAAAAAUUAACUGAUUCCACCAGGAACGCAAUUCUCUAAUUACAGUAUCUUCAACACAUUGGACUUUCAAUAAUACUCUUUGUAUUUUUAUUUUCAAUUGUUAUAAUAUUUCCUUGGACACCUUUAUUCAAUAUUCAACUAAAUAUAUCUGAAAUCAUAAUUUACCUUGAUGUAUGCAUUGCUGGGUACAUUUUUCCUCAAAAAAUCCUGACUUAAAAGCCUUUUUUCAGUUGUGCUGUUAUUGUAUCGCUCAUAAUAUUGUACACACUUUACACAUCUGAAAACUCUGCAUUUUCGCGAAAAAUUCAAUGGCUUUUCAGAAUUUCUAUUCCAGAUCGGAGAAUUCGAAUAUCGCCAAUUUUUCGAAAUGAGACAAACAUUUAUUUUGAUCAGCUACAAAAUUCUUGGAAAUGA
Messenger RNA from Caenorhabditis angaria, 1293 nucleotides. The record is from the annotation of a GenBank genome assembly. Lineage: Eukaryota; Metazoa; Nematoda; Chromadorea; Rhabditida; Rhabditidae.